Messenger RNA from Mya arenaria, 2639 nucleotides. Its product is annotated as spore coat protein SP96-like. The transcript is spliced from 13 exons. Gene Ontology annotation, cellular component: plasma membrane. The record is from RefSeq and is a predicted model, not a curated record. Bases 119 to 2518 code for a protein of 799 amino acids. Lineage: Eukaryota; Metazoa; Mollusca; Bivalvia; Myida; Myidae. Gene Ontology annotation, molecular function: protein binding.
GUUAUCAAAUGUAACCACUCCGUUAAUUGACUCUUAUGUUAAACGGAUAUUCCGUCAUUGUGAAAGGACAGCUGUAUAAAGUUUACAACCACUGUUCGUGUGAGUUAAACUUAUUAAGAUGAUGAUGUUGGCGUAUCUUGUAAUUCUGCUGGUCGGACAAGCGGCUGCAUCGCACAUGCCGGCCAAGGACACCUUCCAACAAGACGUAUCGAAAGGAGCCACCAAACCCACAUCUAGACGUCUGGUAGGGGCUCUCUCCAGCGGCGUCAAACGUACUCCGUUGAAAUCGAGGCUGAAACGAAGCAUUUAUUCAUAUUACACUGACCAUUACGCUCAUACAAAUUUCGAUGACUACCCCUCGGCGUAUGAGACUUACGAUUAUAUUUCACCGGACGCCGACACUCACGACUGGGCGACGGGAGGUGACGGUGGUACGUCAUGGUCAGACACAGACAAUGACGUCACGUCAGGGUGCGAAUGUACAUUGACGUUGAGGAAGGGGGGCCGGGAACUGGCAGAAGGUGAGCACGUGCUGGCAAGGAGAGGGGAGACCAAUCAGGUGAGCUGCGAAGCGUUCUGUUCCGGAAGUGGAAUCACUCCUGCGCUCACAUUCUACAAAGAAGGCAACGCGUUAUCGCAGAUAUCCGGCAGGGUGUAUUACAUACGGCGGUCCUCAGAUCGAAGCUCAGUGCUCACUAUUCAGAAUAUGUUACGGCGUGACGCUGGGUUAUACACGUGUCAAGGCUGGCUGUCAGGUCAAGGUCACAUCCAGAAAUCAUUCAACCUUGUAUUUGCAUGCCCAGCUGGUCAGGAGAUGUGUGACGACAACAGGUGCUUGCCAGUUAACGUGUUCUGUGACGGUGUUCCCGAUUGUGUUGAUGAAACGGACGAGAUGUAUUGCACCCGCUGUGCGGACUUUGAGUUCGAAUGUGACGGUGGUUGCCAGACACGUGACUACCUGUGUGAUGGAUACCCUGACUGCGGUGAUGGAACAGAUGAACACGACUGUCCGUCCCCAGUUCCAAUAUGUGAAUUCGAGUGUGGUGACGGUCAGUGUGUGACGUCAAUCCAGGUGUGUGAUGGCGUCAUACAGUGUGAUGGAACCGGAAGUGAUGAAUUCAGCUGCCCGGUGUGCGAAUUUUACUGCGAAAACGGCAUGUGUUUAACGCAAGCUGAAGUUUGUGAUGGAAAACGUGACUGCAUAUCCGGUCAAGACGAAAACGACUGCUUUCAAGUACCCACGUGUUCACCCGAGCAGUUCCGGUGUGACGGAAGCUGCAUCCCGGGGUCGUACAGGUGUGACGACUACCCGGACUGUGCAGACGGCGAGGACGAGGCGAACUGUCAGGGAACCUGCGAAGACCACUGUUGGGACGGCACGUGCCUUCUGGAGGGUUACAGGUGUGAUGGCACGUGGCAAUGUUCUACGGGGGAAGAUGAGUUAGGGUGUAACCAAACAGAUUGCGGGUCAGGUCUUUUCCGGUGUUUGUCAGAUGAGGUCUGUAUUGACGCCAGUCGGGUUUGUGACAGCCUGCCGGACUGCGAGGACUUGUCGGACGAGAUUGACUGCCCUCCAUGUUCGGACAGUUCGGAUUGUUCUUCAACCACGUCAACUUCACCGUCAACGACCUUAUCGUCUACAACCCAAGCGCCGACGACGACCCAAGCGCCGACGACGACCCAAGCGCCGACGACGACUCGAGCGCCGACGACGACCCAAGCGCCGAAGACGACUCAAGCGCCAACGACGACUCGAGCGCCGACGACGACUCGAGCGCCAACGACGACCCAAGCGCCGACGACGACCCAAGCGCCGACGACGACUCAAGCGCCGACGACGACCAAAGCGACGACGACGACCCAAGCGCCGACGACGACCCAAGCGCCGACAACGACCCAAGCGCCGACGACGACUCAAGCGCCAACGACGACUCGAGCGCCGACGACGACCCAAGCGCCGACAACGACUAAAGCGCCGACGACGACUCAAGCGCCGACGACGACUCUAGCGCCGACAACGACUCGAGCGCCGACGACUACCCAAGCGCCGACGACGACUCGAGCGCCAACGACGACCCAAGCGCCGACGACGACCCAAGCGCCGACGACGACUCAAGCGCCGACGACGACCAAAGCGACGACGACGACCCAAGCGCCGACGACGACCCAAGCGCCGACAACGACCCAAGCGCCGACGACGACCAAAGUGACGACGACGACCCAAGCGCCGACGACGACUCGAGCGCCGACAACGACUCAAGCGCCGACGACUACAGCAGAAGAGUGCUCCAGUGUGCAGUUUCGCUGUAAUGACGGUGUGUGCAUUUCGAACGUUUUUCGCUGCGAUGGGUCUCCCGAUUGCGCCCAGGAAGAGGAUGAAGCCGGAUGUGGCGCGGCUAAUCCGUGCCCGGAAGGACAGUUCAGGUGCGGGGUAAACGGAGUAUGCCUCAAUGUCGCAAAGCGGUGCAAUGGCGUCCAGGAAUGCCCGAACGGCGAUGAUGAAAAUAAUUGUGUCUAGAUCCAGGAGAUAGUUUGAAUUGUAUAUAUAAGUCAUGUAUCACAGACAAUUCAUUUUUGUGUGAAAUAGUUACGUUGUAUUACUACUGUUGUUUUAAAGGAGUAAAAAACGGUAAAUUUAA